AUGUUAUGGCUGUUUAUUUAAUAUAAUCGUGUAAUAAACGUAUAAGCUAUUUUGUGUAGAAUAUGCGAAAUGAGAUUGUGCGUUAUUCGCGAUAUCCUAAAAUAAGAGCGAUGGGGCUACUUUUAGAUUAUACCGCGUACGCGCUUCUCGCGUAAUCGCCAGGAUUUGAUCGUUACCCUGAACGUACACAAAGCGCAAAUGUGCGGAGCAAAUCGUAAGCGAACGGGUGUAGGAGUGAACGCGUAUAAAAUUAGGUACAAGCGGGUGGGAACAUGUCAGUUUGAAUGAUGCUGUCUGACUGGUGAGGUGGUUCGUUCGACAAUGAAUUAAUGGAUAAAUUCAACGACGAGAGGAAUUGUUAUUUGGUGUGAAAUACUGUUCGAAAAAGUUCAAUUGGAAGGUCAAUGGCUAUCGAGGACACGUCGAUAUUUUUAGUCGUCAUCUUAGCGGUCGGUGGUAUCUCCAUGAUGACGACUUUAUUGGCUUGUUAUAUUUGCAUAUUCCGCGAUUUGUGCUGCCGAUCUCAGCCGUUCAAAUCGACAAAGAACCUUAGGCGGAGAGCGAGAACGAAAAAACGCAGAAAAAAGAAAGGCGAUUGUGCCAAUCAACAAAAACCAGGAAGCGCCGAUAUCGUGACACUCUAUGAUUUAACCCAACCAGCAGAUAUUAGUAUGCCGACUGAAUCGGAAAAUCUUUAACUGUCAGUAUAAGUAUUAGCGGAUGGUAAUUACGCAUUUAUCCAUUGCUAUUUUCAAUUUUUUUUUUUUUAAUAUUUUUCUACGGACUCUUGUGUAAAUUAAUAUUUUUUCUUAAUAAAUUUAUGAAGCUAUCUUAUACACGCUAUACGUAUUUUUGUAUUCGUUUCGUUAUUCACAUCGUGCGCCAUCUAUCGGUCUUAUUGGGAGUACUACGAUUCGUUUGAACUACUAGUGAUGAAAUAUGAAUCGACGCUCGAUGAUUCGUUCACGUUUACCAAUACUCAGUCGAUCAGCAGAUUAUUAUCGUUUAACUG
Messenger RNA from Nasonia vitripennis (jewel wasp), 1012 nucleotides. RefSeq lists its product as uncharacterized. The record is from RefSeq and is a predicted model, not a curated record. NCBI's taxonomy places the organism in Eukaryota, Metazoa, Arthropoda, Insecta, Hymenoptera, Pteromalidae. The transcript is spliced from 3 exons. Bases 405 to 698 code for a protein of 97 amino acids.